CAAACACACAUCCAAUCUCAUUAUAACCUUUAAACUCUCUCCUUCCUAAUUUUCCCUCCAUAGAGUCAACACCACACACUCAAAAAAAAAAAAAAAAAUCUUUAUAGAGCUCUCUGUUUUCAUCAACAAAAUGGAUUCUUCUUGUACAAACUCAGUAAACGGAUUCCACACCUUUCUUAACAAAUCAAUGGAAGAUCUCGAAAGGGUUUAUCUCUCCAACAACUUCAUGUCUCUUCAGUUCCUACAGAGAGUGAUCUGUCUCCUAAGAACCUCUCACUCUCACCUCACACUUCUUGUCCAAAAACUCAACCUCCCUGUCGGCGACAAGUGGCUCGACGACUACAUGGACGAAACCUCCAAGCUUUGGGACGUAUGCCACGUCAUCAAAUCCUCUCUCUCCUCCAUGGAAACCUUCUGCUCCGCCGCCAUUUCCGUAACCUCCACUCUCGACGCCUACCACCACAACAACCACCGUCAGGUGAUGCGAGCGAUAACUGUAUGUCGGAGAGAAGCGGUGGGGAUAGAGGAAGAGAACAGAGCAUUAAUGGAGAACCGUGUCCAAAGGUUUCCCUUUUGGUCGGAGCAAGUUACAACGACGAUGGAGUCGUCGAAGAUACAGAACGGUUUCAGCGGGUUCAGAGGAGUGAUGAACACGAUGAAGAACAUAAACACUCUGUUUCUCGUGAUCUUAACGCAAGGACUCGUUUACUCUAUCCCGGCGGGGGACACGGCGGCGACGGUGACGAUGACGGCGACGGCGAUGGUGAGGCUGAAGCAGAGAGUGGCGGCGGAGAUGGAGAGGACAGGGGUGAAGAAAGGGGUUAUGAUGUAUGAGUACAGGAGGAGCAAGACGGCGGUGGAGGAGCUUAAGACUGAGCUUGAGAGGCGGUGGUGCGGCGGUGGGAGAGUGGAGGAGGAGGAGGCGGCGGAGAGAGGGUUGAGAGAGAGAGUGGAGAGUGUGAGAGUGAGUGUUGGGAGUUUGAGGAAUGGAACAGAGAGUGUUGUGUCUCAGAUUGAUGAUUUCUUUGAUGAGAUUGUUGAUGGUAGAAAAAUGCUUUUGGCUUUCUGUAGCCACAGGUAAAAAAAGGAAAACAUACACAAAGGUUUUAGGCUUUUUUAGAUGAAUCAGAAUGUGUUAAUCUGCUCUGUUUUAAAAUUGUUUUAUGGUAUUAUAAAAUAUCUGUGUUGGUGUUACCAAAGUUCAAAUAUGAAGUUUAAUAUGAU
Eruca vesicaria subsp. sativa (arugula) is the source of this 1224-nucleotide messenger RNA. The record is from the annotation of a GenBank genome assembly. Lineage: Eukaryota; Viridiplantae; Streptophyta; Magnoliopsida; Brassicales; Brassicaceae.